AUGUACGCAGCGUAUCAAAGAGCACGAAACAGAGCAAUCAACACUGCUGCACCACGCAGAGCGUCGCAGAGAUUCUCAGCCUCUUGCUCAGGCCCAUUAAGCGUCAAGGGCAUGAAGACCAAGGAAGUAUUGUUUCGUUUCAAGAUGACUGAGGAGCAAAAUAAAGCACGAUCAAGCAUCUUCCCUGAUCAGAGGCACCUGAAUCUGCUUACGUUUGAAGACGUUCCUCUAAUCACUUUUAAAUCAUCAAAGUCUCUCAUUUUCUCUUCCUGUCACCCAACAGUCGCCCCGGUGUGCCAGGAGGACCAGCGUCAGGAGUACGUGGCCCCGAGUGGAGGCUCCGUCACUCUCGCCUGCACCGUCGUGGCCUACCCGGCCUCCGUCACCUUCUCCUGGGCCAUCAAGAGGACUCCAGAGACUCCGCCUGUGAGACUACACAGCAUGGGACGGAAGGAGGGAUUGACUGGGCACUACACGCUGACCCGUGUGGAGGAGGAGAGUUUUGAGGUGUGGUGCUGGGCGCAGAACACCGUCGGUGCUCAGACCGCCCCCUGCAAGUUUACCGUCUACACCCAGGGUCGCCCCGGCCCGGUACACAGCUGUAGAGUGACCAACCACACAGCCCACGGCUUCUUGGUGCACUGUGUCUCCGGCCCACUGAGGAGUGUCAACACCCAGUACACACUGCUCGUCUACGCUCAGAAGCAGGAGAGUAGCCGGGGAGGGAGCGAGGAGAGCAGCAGCAGUAACACAAGCAGCAGCAUCAGCAGCAGCAGUAGCAGCAGAGGGACGCAGCAGAAGAAGGAAGGAGGUGGAGGGGCAGUUCACACGCUGGGCCAGUUGGUCCAGAACACCACCACCACCUCCCCAUUCUUCGUUGUGGGAGGUCUGCAGUCUGGCCAGGAGUUUGCCUUGGUGGUUCAAGUGUCCAAUGAGGAAGGGGUCAGCCCGCCUGUUGUACUCAGUGCCUUCACUCUUAAAGACAAUGCCCAGACUGUUAUAGGAUUACCGACAGGAGGAGGAGGAUGCACCAGGAACACAGGGAAUAGUAUGCCAACUGGGAACGGUGCUCGUCCCAUCAGUGGCGGCGGAGGUGCGGGCGGCGGUGGGGUCUCUCCUGGGGGUGGCGUGAGCGGCCCUGGGGCAGGCGUGGGCAGCGUGGACGCCGAGGAGGAUGAGGGCCCCGGUGGGAACACCAGGAUGUUGGAGCUGGUGCCUCCCAUAAUCAUAGUGUUGGUGGCCUCCCUGACCACCAUCCUGGUGAUGGCGCUCCUGGUGAUUCUCCUCCUGAAGAGACGGAGCAGGCUGCGACGCCUGGAGCAAGAGAUAAAGCAGGUCAAGCUGAACAAGAAGGUGCGUGUACACAGCAGAGGUGAGGACAGCCCCUCCUCCAGGGACACCCCAGGUUACACAAAUUCACCGUAA
This is a messenger RNA of Procambarus clarkii (red swamp crayfish), 1425 nucleotides long. The record is from RefSeq and is a predicted model, not a curated record. Lineage: Eukaryota; Metazoa; Arthropoda; Malacostraca; Decapoda; Cambaridae.